GGAGGAAAGGGUAAAGUGAGAAUCCAGAAACAAUAUGGAAAAUGGAAAUACAGUAGAAGAAGGGCCAAUUUUCUGGCACUUCGCAUUAGCUACACCAAUCGAUUUUUUUCCUCUUCUCCCCUCCGUCGCUCCUUCUUCAUCAAUCCCACAAUCCCUAACUCCAAUAUAAGCUCUCCGUCGCCGUCUUUCGACUCCGGCGGCUUCGCCCUGGCUGCCGGUACAUAGCCCCUGGCUCGGAACUGCUGUACCUUCUCGCCAUGAAAAUCGUCAGGCGAGAUUACACACACAACGGCCCGGGUAGCGUCAAGAUGACGCCUGUGGAUUCAGAUGAUCUCUGGUUUGCUUACAAUCUAAUACUUCCGGGAGAUUCUGUUAUGGCCGUUACUGUCAGGAAGAUAAAGGUUCGGCAAUGGAAGUUUGAAACUUAUUUGGGGUUGGCUUUCUCUAGGAAGGUAUUGAGGGAGAUGGCAUCCGGUAGUAGAGAUGCUGAGCGUGUGAAGCUCAAGUUGGAAGUCAGAGGCAUUGAGUAUGAUAAAGAAGGGGGCGUCUUACGAAUCCGGGGAAAGAAUAUCCUAGAGAAUGAACAUGUGAAGAUUGGUCAAUUCCACACUCUGGAACUUGAGCUGCAUCGGCCCUUUGUUUUGCGAAAACAAGUUUGGGAUUCAUUGGCACUGGAGGUACUCAAGCAAGCCUCAGAUCCUACAGCAAGUGCUGAUCUCGCUGUUCUUCUAAUGCAAGAAGGAUUAGCACAAAUUUUCCUAGUUGGCAGAAGUGUCACAACUUCACGUGCACGGAUAGAAACUUCAAUUCCGCGAAAGCAUGGACCUGCAAUUGCCGGUUAUGACUCGGCACUAAAUAAGUUUUUCCAGAAUGUUUUACAGGCUUUCCUGAAACAUGUUGACUUCAAUGUUGUUCGGUGUGCUGUGAUUGGAAGUCCUGGUUUUACAAAGGACCAAUUUCAUCGUUAUCUGUUGCUAGAGGCAGAGAAAAAAGAGUUGAGACCCAUUAUUGAGAAUAAAUCCAAGAUAAUCCUUGUGCAUACAUCUUCUGGAUACAAGCAUAGUUUGCGAGAAGUACUUGAUGCACCAAGUGUCAUGAAUAUUAUUAAAGAUACUAAAGCAGCAGAAGAGGUAGUUUGCCAGCAUGCCUUUUUCCGGUGGAACUCUGUAGAUCCCGAUCGAGCAUGCUAUGGGCCAAAACAUGUGGAGGUCGCUAAUGAACGCCUAGCUGUGCAAACUCUUCUCCUAACGGAUGAUCUCUUCAGGAAUGCGGACGUACCAACUAGACGGAAGUAUGUAGAUCUAGUCAAGUCAGUAAAGGGUUCUGGAGGCAAAGCUCAUAUAUUUUCCACUAUGCACUCCUCAGGAGAGCAAUUGGCACAAUUGACUGGCAUUGCUGCAAUCCUCCGGUUCCCCCUACCGGACCUUGACGACAUAGAGAUGUGACCAAUAGCCUCAUUGUACCGUUUGGUUUGAUUAUUUGCUGAUUUGUUAGCUGUAACAUCUGAAUAAAUUACUCCAGUUAACUCAGUUUUGUUCGAUCCAUGUUCAGUCUGUUCAACCAUACAUACUAACCUGUAAACAAGAGUGCUUAGCAUCACUUGGUUGUGGGCAUCUGUAUUAUAGUCUUACCUAAUUUCUCUUCUUAACUAAACUAAAUCAGUUCUUAAUUUGCCGUAUAGCUGUAUAUUUUCUUUCGAUGCUGUUCAUAGCCCGAUCAUUAAAUCGAGAAACAGUAAUAUAGGCACAAGUCUUCACUGCACCAACCAUAUACUCCUCAGAAACAAAAGCAAACAAAACCAUCUCAGAAGCAAAGCUACUACCGUUUUCCAGAACCACCAUCUGCCAUUCAAUAUAUGGGUGCCCUUUCCCUCCCAUCAGCACCUGGUCACUAGUAUCAAGAAGCAGUUUUAACCCUAUCCAUGAGCUGCAAGGACCUGCUGGGAUUCCUCCAUCAUCUUCCCACCACAGUGCCACCACCCACUGUUGCUACUUGCUACCGAACAACUCUGCCACGAGUCCCUUUUUCAGUUUCUUCUCAACCAAGCUCCCCUGUAUGAAUUCAGCAUUUAUAGAUAAGGAGCUCAACCACGAAUCCUUACUUCUCAACCAAGCUCCCCUAAUCUUAGGUGUAUGUAAUAUGAAAGUUGGGGGAUCCAGAAUUGCUGGCAACAAAAGUUCGCUCAUCUCUUCUAGGGCCCAUCUUGCUGGGCUGCAGCUAUAUAAGGAUGCACCACCAAAACUUCU
Molecule: messenger RNA, 2246 nt
Organism: Linum tenue
Lineage: Eukaryota; Viridiplantae; Streptophyta; Magnoliopsida; Malpighiales; Linaceae
Source: the annotation of a GenBank genome assembly